UGAAAGUUGCUUUCGACGUGUCUACGGAGCAGCAGAGAGAGAAGUUUGUGUUUGCGUGUCAAACCCGGGUCUGUUCAGCUCCAGUCUGCAUCAGUAACCCGGGUCUGUUCAGCUCCAGUCUACAUCAGUAACCCGGGUCUGUUCAGCUCCAGUCUACAUCAGUAACCCGGGUCUGUUCAGCUCCAGUCUGCAUCAAUAACCCGGGUCUGUUCAGCUCCAGUCUACAUCAGUAACCCGGGUCUGUUCUGCUCCAGUCCUGUGUGUGAAAGGGAAGUUAAACCCGGGUCUGUCCUGCUCCAGUCUACAUCAGUAACCCGGGUCUGUUCUGUUCCAGUCUACAGCAUUAACCCGGGUCUGUUCUGCUCCAGUCUACAGCAUUAACCCGGGUCUGUCCUGCUCCAGUCUACAUCAGUAACCCGGGUCUGUUCUGUUCCAGUCCUGUGUGUGAAAGGGAAGUUAAACCCGGGUCUGUUCUGUUCCAGUCUACAUCAGUAACCCGGGUCUGUUCUGCUCCAGUUCCCCUUCAGUCUACAGAGAAAUGGGGGAGACACGUUUAGCAGCUCACGUGUUUCUCUGGAGUCUUUCUGCACUCUACAUGUUCGCCUUCGCAUCUCUUUAUGUGCAGAUUCCUGGUCUGUACGGUAACGACGGUAUUCUCCCGGCGAGGUGGAUGCUGCGGUUGGUGGGGAAGAGCAUGUGGGAGCGGCUGAGGGACACGCCCACUCUGCUGUGGUUCGGCCCGCAGCUCGGACUCGACACGCAGCACUGCAUGGAGCUUCUGAGUCUCAGCGGAACGAUUCUCAGCCUUGCGGCCAUGACGGUCCCUGCCCUUAGAGACUGCAGGCUGUAUUUCAUCCUGUGGGUUUUCUACCUGUCUCUGUACAAGGUCAGCCAAGUCUUCUUAUACUUCCAGUGGGAUAAUCUCUUGUUAGAGGUGGGCUUCUUGGCCAUCCUCAUUGCCCCAAUGAAAAUGCCCUGGGGUAACAGAGUGAGUUUCCACGAUGGUGUGACCUUCUGGCUGCUCCGCUGGCUGCUUUUCCGCCUGAUGUUUGCUUCUGGAAUCGUCAAACUGACCAGUCGCUGUCCCACCUGGUGGGGUCUCACAGCACUGACCUAUCACUAUGAGACACAGUGUAUCCCGAUGCCCCUGGCCUGGUUUGCCCACCAGUUGCCCGUGUGGUUUCAGAAACUCAGCAUUGUUGCCACCUUCGUCAUCGAGAUCGCUGUUCCGUUUCUGUUCUUCAGCCCCAUCCGCAGACACCGACUCUUUUCUUUCUACACACAGGUUUUACUGCAGGUGCUGAUCAUCCUCACAGGGAAUUAUAACUUCUUUAAUUUGCUGACCAUCGCGCUGUGUUUCUCUCUGCUGGACGAUGAACACAUCAGCUUGUGGCUCCGCAGACGCACACAGCACAAUGAGAGGAAUUCCCUGCAUGCCGUGUUGGCGUGGGUGUGUGCUGCGGUCGAAGUGUGUGUUUACGCUCUGCUCAGCUACUGCACCAUCCUCUGCUUCGACCUGAAAGUGGACUGGGACAAGAAAAGUGUCUCCUCUAAAACCGCUUUCACUUAUUAUGAGUUCAACAGCAUGCUGAAGGCUGUGAUGGUGCCCAGUAUUUGGAUCGGGGUUCUGUCUCUCACCUGGGAGAUCAUUACCGCCAUGUUCAGGAGUGCGUGUGUGAGGGGUGUGUUUCGUCGUCUCUGGAGCACGAUGCAGUGGGGCGUCUUCUCUGCAGCAGCAGUUUCUAUGUUCACCAUCAGCCUGGUUCCCUACACCUACAUCGAGUACGAGGCCAACUCAAACCUGUGGCCUGGUGUGCGCAGGGUGUUUGAUUUGACUGAUCGAUAUCAGCUGGUGAACUCGUACGGUCUGUUCCGGAGGAUGACUGGGGUCGGAGGUCGUCCUGAGGUCGUCAUGGAAGGCAGCAUGGAUGGCAGAAACUGGGUGGAGAUUGACUUCAUGUAUAAACCUGGGAACGUGAGCACAGCGCCCCCAGUGGUGAUUCCUCAUCAGCCCCGACUCGACUGGCAGAUGUGGUUUGCGGCUCUCGGCCCUCACACUCAGAGCCCAUGGUUCAGCAGCCUCGUACGGCGCCUCCUACAGGGGAAGAGUGAUGUGAUAAAGCUGAUUCAGUCAGAUGAGACUCGCUACCCGUUCAUUAAACAGCCUCCUGUCUACAUCCGCGCUCAUCGCUAUAAGUACUGGUUUACAGAGCCUAAAGAGGACGGGUCAUUACCCCAGAGGUGGUGGAGGAGGAUCUACGUGGAGGAGUUUUAUCCUCCUGUGCGUCUGGGUGAUGCGUUUUUGGAGGAUGUGCUGACUCAGAACGGCCUCAAUAUAAAGGAUAAACCCCCCACCCGACGUGCUCCCGGUUCGUGGCUCUUGCGGAUGUUGCAGUGUGUAGGUGAACACGUGAGGGACGUCCCUGCUCACAUUCUGCUCUGGACGCUCUUCAGUUCAGCAGCUACCAUGUGUCUGAUCAACUGUCUGAUCUCACACACUCGUCCUCUAACACACACACACAACCAAGAACAGCAGGAGGAGACCAAGGAUGUAAAGAAGGAACAGGAAGAGGAAAAGGAAGACAAGGAGGAAGUCACAGAGGAAGUGAAUGAUGAGGAGGAGGAGGAGGAAUGUGAGGAAGAGGAGGUUAUGAAGACAAGUGACGAGAGCGAGGAAGAGGAUUGAGAAGAAUAUAUAGAGUGAGAAGUUGUGAGGAAGAGGGUGUGGGGGUGGGGGGGGUUCUGUUGAGGUGAAACGAAUGCACUACGUCACAUCACAUCGCUCUCGUGUUGUGUUUUCUAAAAAAAAGUUCUUUUCUAAAUAUUUCUAAAUUAAAGCAUCUCUAUUAUUA
Molecule: messenger RNA, 2852 nt
Organism: Tachysurus vachellii
Lineage: Eukaryota; Metazoa; Chordata; Actinopteri; Siluriformes; Bagridae
Gene: lmf2a
Product: lipase maturation factor 2a
Exons: 14
Coding region: 539-2686 (715 amino acids)
Biological process (GO): protein maturation
Cellular component (GO): endoplasmic reticulum membrane
Source: RefSeq, a predicted model, not a curated record